Molecule: messenger RNA, 1304 nt
Organism: Gallus gallus (chicken)
Lineage: Eukaryota; Metazoa; Chordata; Aves; Galliformes; Phasianidae
Product: GTPase IMAP family member 7-like
Exons: 3
Coding region: 200-868 (222 amino acids)
Molecular function (GO): GTP binding
Source: RefSeq, a predicted model, not a curated record
GACUGUUUAGCAGCACCCAUCUGAGGUUCACAGCACACCCGUUCUCCUGAGGCUGCUUCUAAGUGUGCUGCUGAGCUGCACAGCAGUUCCAGCCCCGGCACUGCUGCACAGGAGGGGAGCAGGAACAGCACGAGUGCAGCAGGCAGACCUGGGGACACAGCUCAGUGCUACUUUGGCUCCUCGUGUGAGUGUGAGUGCAAUGGCAGGACAUCAAAGCAAAGGAUCCAAGCUGAGCAUCAUCCUCGUGGGCAAGACAGGGAGUGGGAAGAGUGCGACAGGGAACACCAUCCUUGGGAAGAAGGCAUUUCUUUCUACAUUGACAGCACAGUCACUAACCCGAGAGUAUGAGAAAGCCGAAGACUGCUUUGCUGGAAGACCAAUUGAAGUUGUCGACACUCCUGGCCUAUUUGAUACAAGGGAAGCCAAUGAAAAAACCGCUGAAAAGAUUAAGAAUGCCUUUCAGUACCUGUAUGCAGGAGUCCAUGCCAUCAUCCUGGUGAUGCAGCUGGGCCGAAUCAGUCAGGAAGAGCAGGAAGUGGCCGAGUGGGUGACCAAGAUUUUCAAUACUAAAGCAGAGAAGUACACAAUCCUGUUAUUCACCCGAGCAGAAGAGCUGGAGCAUCCAGAAGCCCUGAAGGCUUUCAUAGAAGGGAGCUCAUAUCUCAAGGGUUUGGCAGAAAAGUGUGGAAAUCGGUACAUCGGUUUCAGCAACAAAGCCACCAGAGAGGCGAGGGAUGGGCAGGUUGCAGAGCUCAUCCACAUAAUUGAUGCCAUGGUAGAGAAGAAUGGCGAUGCUCCGCAUUACACACGAGAAAUGCUGGAGGAAGACAGACAGAAAUUCCGUAGAAGGUUUUGUACCAUCCUGUAGGCAGUGAGGGGUCGGUCCGGGAGGAGACAUCUCCUCCAUUGUGCCGUCCCUGCUGCGCUCUGAAGAUGACGCUCUCCUUCCUGGCUUGCAGUUCCCAUCCUUCCCCCUCCAUGCCCUGCGCUUUCCCCUGCCCUGUGUCACUGCUUUCCCUGCGGGCUGCAGGUGCUCAAUGUGUGUGUUCUGCUGUGUCGCUGCGCUCUGCUGCUCUCAGCACCGCUGCGCUGAUGCUCUUCAUUGGCCAUCUGCUGAGAGCCGGGGCUGGAAGGAGCUGUGCAGGGCUGGGGGGCUCGUGGUGCUCGUGUCCGUCCCACCGCAGUGGGCGCUGCCGGUGCCGUGGCUGCAGGGGCUCUGCCUUCACGGGACGAUGCAGGGUGUGCUGUGCACUGCUGGACACAUAGGAGCUCUCAAUAAACGCUGAGCCUUGCCGUGCUGUGGA